Molecule: messenger RNA, 686 nt
Organism: Phalaenopsis equestris
Lineage: Eukaryota; Viridiplantae; Streptophyta; Magnoliopsida; Asparagales; Orchidaceae
Exons: 3
Coding region: 108-521 (137 amino acids)
Source: RefSeq, a predicted model, not a curated record
AGAGUUUAUAAACUUAUAUAUAAGCGGCAAGAAAGAAGUGCAAAGCCGUGCAGAAGCAAGAAGGUUUGUAAGGUAAUUAUCUUUGAGAUUAGCAUUAAUUGAAGAUCAUGGCAACCCCAGCUCAGAUUCCACCUAAUGACUUUACAUAUAUCUGGUCGAAUGCUUGGAACACCCAGCCUGAUGGGUCAAAAUAUUAUUCUGGGGGAAGCUACUUCUUUAUUGGCCAACGCGGAAAGGUCCGAGAGCUUGGUCUUAACCCAAACAGCCCAUAUAAAUUUUCCUAUACAUUUAAGUAUAAUCUAAACGAUCCCAUCCAAGUUACACUACUUGUUAAGGGCAAUGGUUCGUAUACAACCAAGGAUGCCGUAAUUUUUAGCUCUGAUCAUCUUAUAACUCUUGAGUCUGAUGAAAUUAGCGUUGGUGAAGAAUCUGAUUAUGUUGAGAUAGCGGUGUUAAGCAGUGAAGUUAAAUACAGGAGGGGGAUUUACUUCUAUGGCGUCAAUCCAUCAUCAAAUAAAUAAUGGAGUGUCAUUUUCGUAAUGAAAAAAUAAAGAAAGAUCAAUACCUUGUUUGCUUAUUGAUCUUUCAAUCAAGUAUGUUUUACUAUUAUGUAUAAGUUUCAUAUAAUAAGCAUCACCGCACUCUUUUUUUUCCAAAAAGUUGUGCAAUAUGUAUUGGAUGCAUGC